This is a messenger RNA of Anarrhichthys ocellatus (wolf-eel), 1245 nucleotides long. RefSeq names its product CD27 antigen. The transcript has 8 exons. Bases 71 to 793 code for a protein of 240 amino acids. Gene Ontology annotation, biological process: immune response-regulating cell surface receptor signaling pathway. Gene Ontology annotation, cellular component: CD40 receptor complex; external side of plasma membrane. The record is from RefSeq and is a predicted model, not a curated record. Gene Ontology annotation, molecular function: protein binding. NCBI's taxonomy places the organism in Eukaryota, Metazoa, Chordata, Actinopteri, Perciformes, Anarhichadidae.
UAAUCUACAAGUAGCAGAUCUCCCACUCAGAGGGUCCCAGGUUACAUCUUGUCUCACCUUCUCGUCCACGAUGCAGCUACUCUCUCGUUUAGUUUUUACUUUCCUGUGCAGUCUCUCUUUCCUCUCUCCUGUGUUUUCCAUACACUGCAAUAACACACAAUAUGCCUGGCCAGUGGACCGACCAAAGUUGUGCUGUAACAUGUGCCUACCAGGUGAACAUAUGGUGCGGCGUUCAUCCAGCAUUUGUGAAAUUGUGUGUCGACCCUGCAUUGGUGACCGGUACAGUGAUACUUACAACAGGGAGAUGAGCUGCGAAGUUUGCGAAAACUGCAAUAAACCGAACAUGGAGUAUAGUUCACCCUGUACCACCACUCAUAACGCUGUGUGCAGAUGUAAAGCUGACUACAGAUGCAAAGACGAUUCUUGCAGACAGUGUGUGCCGAUACCAUCUACCACCACCAAAUCCACACUCCCUCCAUCCACACUCCCUCCAUCCACACUUCCUCCAUCCACACUCCCUCCAUCCACUACAGUCCUGAAACCAGGAGCCCUCACUACUCUCUGGACACCUACUCAACCAAUCAGAGAUGCAGUCUGGUUCCUGGUGAUAAUUUCCCUCCUGUGUGCAGGAAUCACACUUGCUGCUGUAGCAAAAAUCAAGCCCUUUAUGCGUUGGGUCAAGGCCAAACACGGCUACAUUUUGGCCAAAGACCCGCAACCAGUACCACAAUGCUCCGAGGACGAAGAAGUAUCUACGCCUGUCCAGGAAGUUCUUGGGAAAUGUGAAGUGUGAGUUAAAGAGCCUAAACUUGGAUGAGCAAGGAUUUGACAGGCGAUCAUUUAGAGCAAAACAUCUCCCGUUGCUUUGGACAUUACUGACAAAUGGGGGCAAACGUUACUUGGCCCAUGCUGACGAAUGGAACCACAGAAAACGUUUGUUUCAGGACAUGUGAAACAUGACAUCUGUGACAAUAAGAUGAUACCAGUGUGUAAAAACACAGAUUAAGAAUCUGAAAGACAAUGAACAUACCGAAUGUGACACUGUAUUUGUCAUGCAUGAGUUAUAAAUUGUGCAGUAUGUUUCGAAAUGCAGGUAUGUACUAUUGUACACAACAUUUAAAGAUAUUUCACAUCUUAACAUUUAUAGGUGUAUAUAUGAAUACAAUUUUCAGAUAAUACAAUGUUUUUAACAUGCAUUUCUACUUAGUUUUCUGUAUUCUAAAUAAAAUUGUGUUGUAAUCAAAA